This is a messenger RNA of Polyodon spathula (Mississippi paddlefish), 1094 nucleotides long. Its product is annotated as outer mitochondrial transmembrane helix translocase-like. Gene Ontology annotation, molecular function: ATP hydrolysis activity; ATP binding. The record is from RefSeq and is a predicted model, not a curated record. Gene Ontology annotation, cellular component: mitochondrial outer membrane. Lineage: Eukaryota; Metazoa; Chordata; Actinopteri; Acipenseriformes; Polyodontidae.
AUGCGGUGUGUAGUCUUUGUUUUACCUCCGGGACUUUGUGCCAAGUAGCACAGAGGAUGCUUCAGAAAAGAUCGCUGGUGUGCAAGUGGCAGCGGAGGGAAUGUUGCUGAAGGAGAUUCCCCGGGACGCUCUUGUGCGUCCUUUGACCCGGAACGAGGUGGUAGGCUUGGUAGUGCGACUGACCAUAUUUGGGGCGGUGACGUACUUCAGCAUCAAAUGGGUGGUGGACGCCCUGGAUCCCACGCGCCAGCAGAAGCUGCAGGCCAAAAAGAGGGCAGAGCAGCUGAUGAAGCAGAUCGGGGUGCAGGGACUCACGCUGACAGAGUACGAGAUGAACAUCGCCUCCCACCUGGUGGACCCCCGGAGCAUGAAGGUGACCUGGAGGGACAUUGCUGGGUUGGAUGAUGUCAUCACGGAGCUCCAGGACACAGUCAUUCUGCCCUUUCAGAAAAGACAUCUGUUCCAGGGAUCCAGACUCUUCCAACCACCUAAAGGGGUGCUGCUGUACGGCCCCCCAGGCUGUGGAAAGACCCUGAUUGGGAAAGCCACUGCCAAGGCCUCGGGGUGCCGCUUUGUAAACCUGCAGCCCUCCAUCCUCACCGACAAGUGGUACGGAGAGUCCCAGAAACUCACCGCGGCCGUCUUCUCCCUGGCGGUCAAGAUCCAGCCUUGCAUCAUCUUCAUCGAUGAAAUAGACUCCUUUUUGCGAAACCGCUCCAGUUUGGACCAUGACACCGCUAUGAUGAAGGCCCAGUUCAUGAGUCUGUGGGACGGGCUGGACACUGAGACAGACUGCCAGGUUAUGGUGAUGGGAGCUUCAAACAGACCUCAGGAUGUGGAUCCAGCUAUCUUGCGUCGAAUGCCCACAACCUUCCAGAUCAACUUCCCUACCCAAAAACAAAGACAAGAUAUUUUAAAGCUGAUUCUGGCAGGUGAAAAUGUGAGUAUCUCGCUAUGGUCUGUCGUUUCACUGCGCUGCUAAUACUGUAAUCACUGUAAUUCAUUCUCCCUGCAUCCUGUAUACAAAACCGAUGAGGACCUACAUCUAAACCAGUUUUUUUUUAGGAAGAUUCAGACAAACUGGACUGUCAACA